Molecule: messenger RNA, 3473 nt
Organism: Anopheles merus
Lineage: Eukaryota; Metazoa; Arthropoda; Insecta; Diptera; Culicidae
Exons: 2
Coding region: 366-2030 (554 amino acids)
Source: RefSeq, a predicted model, not a curated record
GUGAAGUGAGAGAGAGGGACAGGUAGCACAGGCGAAACAAACACGGGCGAAAUAGAGAGAGUAGGAAUGGUUCAUCCCGAAGGAGCUUCGCGUGCACGAAGACGAAAAUCGACCUCUUUCUACCAUCGCACCAAGAGAAGAAAGUUCAGUGAAUUUUUAAUACAGUUUAAUGAAAUUAAGUGAAUUAAGAAAACUGAUGUUUCAACUUUAAAUUCGCGAAAGAAAGAGCUUUGUUGCUGGACGCAACAAUUUAAAAAUUCACUACUUACGUUUCACGAGUCCUGGUAAGAUGCGAACCCGCAGCGCCUUAGCGAAACCGCAAUAUCAGUGACGUGAAGCAAGAAGGAAACCUCACGGCUUGGAAAAUGGAGGAUAAGCAGUGUGGUGUGUGCAAUGGUGCAAGUACGGAAAAUGCAGUGGAGUGCGAUCGAUGCGAAGGAAUGUUUCAUCUUGCGUGCGUGAACGAAGAUGAAACCGUGUACAGUAGGGAUUGGACAUGCCAUCUGUGCACUCCUGAAACACCGCCCCCCACUUCAUCUACCCUUCAUCGUGCGACGCCCGUAGUAGCGACCCAACCAGCCCCGGUAGCAGUGGAUACGAACAUAGUGAAUCUGGAACCAUCCACCAGAGCAAGAUCGACGGAAGUGAUCACGCCCGUAUCGAAUCCUCCGAAUGAUCCAUCAAAAGCAAGACCCACUCAAACUGCUGACUCUCCAUUGGACAAUCUUAGCAGAACCUUCCAACGUUUCUUGGAAGAAGCACGCGAGCCACGCAGGCAAGAGCCUGACGUGAUACAACGGCUCGAAUCCGUGCUAAACACCUUUGUUCAACGGAUGAAUCAAGAACAAAAUCCGCAAGGAUCACGCCGGGACAAUCUCGGAUCUACGGCGUUUUGUUCGAGUGAUACAACCUUGAACAUUAAUCAGAGUCAGAUACUAGCUAGACAUUCCGUCAACGCCCAGCUACCGACGUUCGCCGGUAACCCAGAGGAGUGGUCCGUGUUCGAAAACGCGUUUUAUGAGACGACGGAACUAUGUGGUUUCUCUGACGGAGAAAAUAUUAUAAGGCUGCAACAAGCAUUAAAAGGAGAAGCGUUUAAAACAGUCCAGGGGAGACUCAGGAAAGCAGCUAACCUCAAAGAAGUCAUGCAAGAGCUCAAAUCAUCGUUCGGACGUCCAGAAGUAGUUGUGAAAACGUUGUUGAGCCAGAUUCGACGACAGGUACCCCCGAGAGCAGAAAAGUUGGAGACGCUUGUGCAGUUCGCCGUAUCCGUGGACGAAAUGUGUGCUGCUGUGAGAAACAACGGGGUCGAGGAGCGUUAUGAUGGACCCGUGUUGGAUGAGCUCGUUGGUCGUCUCCCUCCGAUGAUUAAGCUGAUGUGGGGCAUACACAGUCUUACGUUGUCAAAGGUCAACCUGGCUGCAUUCGGAAAGUGGAUGCAAACCAUUAAGCAUGCAGCCCAAGCGGUAACGAGCCCUGCAAAUCUUAUCGAACCACGAUGCAGUAAGUAUUUGCACAUGCAUACUACUAAUCCCUCCUCGCAGAACUCCACAGAAGCCGUUUGUGCAUGCGAUAACGGCUGCGUUCGCUUAUACGAAUGUGACGGAUACUGGCAGAAAAGUGUAGCAGAUCGCUGGGACAUCAUUAAGCGGAACUACUUGUGUAAAUGUUGUUUGAAAAAACAUCGUGCGCCCUGUAAAGAGACGAGAGUAUGCGGCAAAGACGGAUGUACUGUAAAACACCACCCGUCACUACACAAUUCGGCAGGUAAGGGAAGACACGAAGCAAAUUUCUCUCACUCUACAGCCACCGACGAGAACAUACUAUUGCGAUACGUGCCAGUUGAGCUGCAGGCUGUAGGAAAGACGAUCAGAACAGUUGCUUUUCUCGACGAAGGAGCGUCAGUAUCGCUAAUCGAACAUUCGCUAGUUGACGAGCUGGAACUUGAAGGGACAAACCGACCUCUUUGUUUGAAAUGGACUGGAGGACAACAUCGCACUGAACGAGAUUCAAAACAGUUCUCUUUAUAGACGUAGUGCAUACAUGGACGACGACGGUAUCUUACGAGUACGAGGAAGAAUCGAUGCUUGUCGUUACGCAAGCCAUGACAUGAAGAGGCCAAUUAUUCUUCCCAAAAAAUCCUGGCUCACCGAUCUGAUUGUAACGGAGUACCACUGGAAAUAUAAACAUCAAAAUCAUCAAACCGUAAUGAAUGAAGUGCAGCAAAAGUUCGAUAUUCCUGGCCUACGAAGCGCGUGCCACAGAGUGCGAAACAAUUGCUUUAGAUGUAGCCUUCGUAAAGCUUACCCUAAACCUCCAGUGAUGAAUGAGUUGCCGUUAGCUCGAGUGUCGCCGUACGCCAGACCGUUCUCCUACACAGGGAUAGAUUACUUCGGACCUUUUUUGGUCGCUGUUGGACGGAGACAGGAAAAGCGCUGGGGUGUGCUGUUCACGUGUCUAACAAUACGGGCCAUACACAUAGAGGUGGCUCACAGCUUGAACACCAGCGCUUGCAUCAUCGCUAUUCGCAAUUUUAUCGCACGUAGAGGGACUCCGAUUGAAAUCAGAACUGAUCGUGGGACUAAUUUCGUUGGCGCUGAUCGUGAGUUGAAAGAUGCGGCGAAGCAGAUAAACACCGAGGAGCUGAUAGAUGAAAUGUACCUCCCCGAUACGACGUGGAUAUUCAACCCCCCCGGAGCACCACAUUUCGGUGGUGCAUGGGAGAGAUUAAUCCAAUCAGUUAAACGCACCCUCUCCGGCAUGCAAUUUACCAAAACACCGACAGAUACCGUUUUCGCCAAUUGGUUUAUUGAAGUAGAAAACAUUAUCAACUCUCGCCCACUAACACAUGUAUCGGUUGAUAGUGAGGAAGAAGCCGUGUUAACGCCAAACCAUUUUCUCUUGGGUUCAUCUUCUGGAAUAAAACCAUUAACAUCUCUUGAUGAUUCUUCCGCAGCCCUCAGGAACAACUGGAAGACGUCACAACUGUACGCAGAUCAAUUUUGGAAAAAAUGGUUAGCUUCUUAUCUGCCUACGCUCACCCGUCGCAGCAAAUGGUUUGAGACCCAGCCGCCAUUGCAAUUAGGAGACCUCGUGCUGAUUGUCGAUGACGCCCUACCAAGAGGAUGCUGGCCUAAGGGAAAAAUCGUACAGCUCGUACCUUCGAAGGACGGAACAAAUCGGCGUGUGCACGUACAGCUUGCGAACAAAAAGAUUAUAGAGAGACCGGUAGUAAAAAUCGCUGUAAUAAACGUAGAACCGCACGAAAGAGUUUAACGCAGUCAAACACCGGGGCCAGUGUUGUUUACCAACAGCGGUUCUAGUUUGACAGAUGCGUUGUGGUGAAGUGAGAGAGAGGGACAGGUAGCACAGGCGAAACAAACACGGGCGAAAUAGAGAGAGUAGGAAUGGUUCAUCCCGAAGGAGCUUCGCGUGCACGAAAACGAAAAUCGACCUCUUUCUACCAUCGCGCC